CGGCUGGCAGUGUUUUUGACCCUCAGCGGACUCCGUACUCCUCGGCGUUACUUUGCACAGUUGUUGUUGGGCUGCAGAGCUGCUGGUCUCCCUGAGACUCAGUUUGUCCGUCAACAAGUCGGGAACACAGCAGAAAACAGAGCCAGUGGUUUAAAUUGAGUGUGUGUUUGCGUCUGGACGUCACUGCGCGCUGUUAGCUCUCCGUUAGCAGGCGAGGCUAAUGUGCGGCGGCUAGCUGAGUUAGCCUGGAGGAGAAGAGACAAAGAGACAGAGCUGCUGCUGUUUGUUUGUUUGUUUGUUUGUUUGUUUGUUUCCUGCAAACACACCGAGAGUGCCACGAUGAACGUCGCUAAAAGUGGCUACCGUGUGUUUUCCGCUAACUCGUCCGUGGCUUGCACAGAGCUGGCCAAGAAGAUCACAGAGAGGCUUGGAGUCGAGCUGGGGAAGUCUGUGGUCUUCCAGGAGUCUAACAGAGAGACUAGAGUGGACGUGAAAGAAUCAGUCCGUGGACAAACUAUCUUCAUCAUCCAGACCAUACCGAGAGAUGUCAACACGGCCAUCAUGGAGCUGCUGGUUAUGGCCUACGCGCUCAAGACCUCUUGUGCAAAGAACAUCAUCGGAGUCAUCCCUUACUUUCCGUACAGCAAACAGUGCAAGAUGAGGAAGAGGGGCUCGAUAGUGAGCAAGUUGUUGGCGUCGAUGUUAGCCAAAGCAGGAUUAACACACAUCAUCACCAUGGACCUGCAUCAGAAGGAGAUCCAGGGCUUCUUUAGCUUUCCAGUGGACAACUUGCGUGCAUCCCCUUUCUUGAUUCAGUACAUCCAAGAAGAGAUUCCUGAUUAUAGAAACGCGAUUAUUGUGGCAAAGUCCCCAGCAGCAGCUAAGAGGGCUCAGUCCUAUGCAGAACGCCUGCGUUUGGGUCUGGCUGUGAUUCACGGCGAGGCUCAGUGUUCAGAGUCGGACAUGGCCGACGGAAGACACUCCCCUCCGUGUGUGCGUAACACCACCACCGGACACACAGGGCUGGAGCUCCCUUCAGGCAAACAACAAGCUCCGUUCCCUGGCAUAGAGCUCCCAAUGAUGAUGGCCAAGGAGAAACCUCCCAUUACUGUAGUCGGAGACGUGGGAGGGAGAAUUGCCAUCAUUGUGGAUGACAUUAUCGACGACGUGGGAGACUUUGUUGCAGCUGCCGAGAUCCUGAAAGAGAGAGGAGCCUAUAAAAUUUAUAUCAUGGCCACACACGGCUUACUGUCCGCCGACGCUCCACGCCUCAUAGAGGAAUCUGCCAUCGACGAGGUGGUGGUAACCAACACAGUCCCCCAUGAAGUACAGAAGCUACAGUGUCCCAAAAUCAAGACCGUGGACGUCAGCAUGAUAUUGGCCGAGGCCAUCCGCCGCAUCCACAACGGAGAGUCCAUGGCCUACUUGUUCCGCAAUAUCACCGUGGACGACUAGAGCAUCAAAGAGAGUGAGAGCUGAGGUGGGUCUGAUAGAGACUGAGGGCACCCUGUGCUGUUAAAAAAACAACAACACGGUAAUGUCAUGUUCCAUGUAUUGUGUACGUCAGGAUUACGUGUCCUAAAUCAACAAUUACCCAAAGUUAUUUAAAUUCUCAUCGGACGUUGUAAAAAAUGUAUUUCUGGUGUUAAGUUGGGAAAUGAAUCUUAUGAUAUGAACGAUAAGAGCUGGCUUUGAUUUUUUUCCAACUUGAACAAAAGAUGCUUUGUAUUUAAAAAGUUAUUUUGUCACUUUGGCACUAUCGUACCUCAAAUCUAAUGACUGAACUCCAGCUGUAAAAAGAGAAGAGGAAAAAAAAGUCUCUUUGUGGUCCACCAAUAUUUUCCAGAUGCUCUUACCGGCCCCUCGUGAUCACAGCUGCUCAGCUUUGUGAUUUCUUUGCAUUUAAAUGGGGUACGUCGUCUCUUGGAACGUUUGGUGAAAAGUUUAUGCAGAAAUGUAUGGGUUGCCAUUUUAUAUUGUGUGUGUGUGUAUAUAUUAGGGGGUCAGUUUCACUUGAUUGUAACAAAAGAUAUUUUCCUACUUAUCUAAUAUCUAGCUAGGAAUAUGGCUUUGGUGGAUGCCGUGCUUUUGUGAAACGCUGCUCCUGUUUCCUGCGAUUUAAUGUGAUUUCAUUUGCGGUGCACGCGGCAGCAAUACGCUCAAAAAAAUUCUCCAAGACUCUAAAUGUUUACAGCAAAGUCUGCUGAGUAUUUAUAAAAAACUAAACUUCAUUGUAUUGUGCCUAUAGCAGAGAGCGCACGGCUACAUGAAGCAGGGAAACGUUUUAUUUCUUGUUAUUUGGUGAACUGACCCUCUCAUAUACUCUAUCACUCCAGCAGACUGAACAUUGUGCUUAUUUCAACACUCUGAUGGACAUCUUGUGUUUUAGCCAAUUAACAGCAAACACUGAACAUUACUGACUGUUUGAAGCGGAGCAAAGAUUUUGUGUGGAUUUCUUUAAAGCAGCUGCAAGAAGUUGCCUUGGUUACAUCACUGAUAACUGCUGCUUGGGUUUCUUUUCUUUUUUUUUUAUUUAUCAGCGGUGAUGUGACAGCCUGCUUAUAUGCUACCAUGUGGGAAAACGAUUGAAUUGUCAGCGACACUAAUCUCUCUUUUUCAGCGCGUGCGGUAGCCAGAAUUCUCAAUCUGCUUUGAAAGUCGUCCCCCGUUUGAAUCGCGGACAGUGUGACUGGUGUGUUCAGCUCUUUACAGCAACCUGCUUUUGAAGUUUUGAAACUUACUUAAAGGGUUUACCAGCACUUGAAUGUAACAGAUAAGUUGAACUGAUCCAGGCUUUACUUGCAUUACGUUAUAAUGACUCAAUACGAAGGGCGAUUUGAGUUAUUUGUGCACUUAAAAAA
Molecule: messenger RNA, 2861 nt
Organism: Larimichthys crocea (large yellow croaker)
Lineage: Eukaryota; Metazoa; Chordata; Actinopteri; Sciaenidae
Gene: prpsap2
Product: phosphoribosyl pyrophosphate synthetase-associated protein 2
Exons: 11
Coding region: 340-1455 (371 amino acids)
Biological process (GO): purine nucleotide biosynthetic process; 5-phosphoribose 1-diphosphate biosynthetic process
Cellular component (GO): ribose phosphate diphosphokinase complex; cytoplasm
Molecular function (GO): magnesium ion binding; ribose phosphate diphosphokinase activity; ATP binding
Source: RefSeq, a predicted model, not a curated record